Messenger RNA from Tarenaya hassleriana, 1824 nucleotides. RefSeq names its product retinol dehydrogenase 11. NCBI's taxonomy places the organism in Eukaryota, Viridiplantae, Streptophyta, Magnoliopsida, Brassicales, Cleomaceae. The record is from RefSeq and is a predicted model, not a curated record. The transcript has 7 exons. The coding region runs from base 309 to 1442 and encodes 377 amino acids.
UUUCUUCACUUGUUCAGGGAAAUUAGAUUCGAGACACAACAGAAAGCUUUGUGGGUUGCAAUGUCGGCCCAUAUUCGCUGGUUUUUUACGUCGACCCUGGAUUCGCUCGCACACUCUUCUUCACAACCUUUUCUCUUCAAAGUUGGAUGCUUUCAGCCAUAAAGAAAUCGAAAAAUCGAGCCUUGGGAUUUAAUCAAUUGUUUUUUGUGUUCACGCUUCUUAGAUUUUGACGAAAUACUGGUUUUGUCUUGUCUCCCGCUCUUCUGGGGCAGAUCUAACCUGAGGAGAAGGCGAAGGAGAAGAAGAGGAUGAGCGGCCAAACGGCGUCGUCUUCGUCUCCGGCGAGGAAGACGAAGAAGGAGGGUUUGGGAUGGAUAGAGUGGUUUCGAGGAUGGACUAAUGUUUUUCAGGAGAUUCUCUUCCAGAGAAUCAUGGCGUCUCACUUGCAGAACCCUCUUCCUCUUCCUCCUGUCAACGACAUCACCUGCAUUGUCACCGGCUCCACCAGUGGCAUUGGCCGCGAGACCGCUAGGCAAUUGGCAGAGGCUGGUGCACAUGUUGUAAUGGCGGUGAGGAACACAAAGGCGGCUCAGGAGUUGAUUCAGCAAUGGCAGAACGAGUGGUCGGGUAGAGGCCUUCCACUUAACAUCGAGGCAAUGGAACUUGAUCUUCUCUCUCUGGAUUCCGUCGUGAGAUUUGCCGAUGCCUGGAACGCACGUUUAGGACCUUUGCAUGUUGUGAUUAACAAUGCCGGCAUAUUCGCUAUGGGGGAGGCACAAAAGUUCUCAAAGGAUGGUUACGAGCAGCACAUGCAAGUGAACCAUCUGGCUCCAGCGUUGCUUUCAGUACUUCUUUUGCCGUCGCUUAUCCGAGGCUCCCCAAGUCGGAUUAUUAAUGUCAAUUCUGUCAUGCAUCAUGUUGGUUUUGUUGAUCCGGAUGACAUGAAUGUUGUUUCCGGUAACAGAAAGUAUUCGAGCCGCAUAGGAUAUUCAAGCAGCAAGUUGGCACAGGUUAUGUUUAGCAGUGUCCUUUUCAAAAGGCUGCCUAUGGAAUCUGGCAUUAGUGUUGUAUGUCUAUCUCCUGGUGUUGUCCUAACGAAUGUUGCGAGGGAUCUUCCUAGAUGUCUUCAAGCUAUGUAUGCCGUGAUACCUUAUUUCAUAUUUUCGCCCCAAGAAGGAUGCAGGAGCUCCCUUUUCUCGGCCACAGACCCUCAGAUCCCUGAAUACUGCGAAACGCUGAAAGCUGAUGAUUGGCCUGUUUGCGCAUUCAUUUCUCAAGAUUGCCGCCCGACGAACCCUUCCGAGGAGGCGCAUAACCUGGAAACUGCCUACAGAGUGUGGGAGAAGACGCUAGAAAUGGUCGGUCUCCCUCUCGACGCUGUUGAGAAGCUCAUGGAAGGGGAAGAGGUCAAAUGCCGUUACGGUGGGCACAGCGACGAGUAGGUCUUUCGCAAGGUUUCUUAGAAUUGGACCCAGGAGCCUUCACAGGUUGCGGAAGAGAAACAUAGGAUUGGAUGUAUGAGGGAAUUGCUUUAUUUUUGGUCUACCCAUUUCAAAAUGCAGCUCCUCAAUAUACAUGUUUGAGGGAUUAUAUGAUGAGUUAGCUGCAUGAAGAUAAUGGGUCAACGGGGGGUCUCUGUAGGGUUUAUAGGGGAAGGUUUGAUUGUCGGUUUGAGCUCUCUCCCAUUCCAUGAAACUAUUGAAGUUUGUGGCUUUUCCCCCCAAUUUGCUGUCUGAGUAAAGAGUCGUUAGUGUGGUUUGUAUGGAAAUUGGAUUUUCUCAUGUACCCAUUGAAAAAAAAACAGCAGAGGUUUUAUUUGUUCUU